Cyprinus carpio (common carp) is the source of this 4674-nucleotide messenger RNA. RefSeq names its product leucine rich repeat neuronal 1 (gene lrrn1). The record is from RefSeq and is a predicted model, not a curated record. Gene Ontology annotation, molecular function: protein binding. NCBI's taxonomy places the organism in Eukaryota, Metazoa, Chordata, Actinopteri, Cypriniformes, Cyprinidae.
ACGCCCCGCGUUAUCCCCACCGCGCUCCCCCAGUGCCCGCCUUUGUUCGCAUCACAACAAUCCCUGAACAGAUGGUGCUCUGCUUGGGAAUCGAGUGACAGCCACCGGCUAGCAACCAAUCGCCUGCUCGGGAAUCAGCUGACUCGCCUGGACAGCGCCAGGUGCUGUCAUCAUAUUUUCCUUGGCGACGCAGCACGGGCUCCACAGUAACACGGAGACACGGCGGAUGGGAGCCAGUCAGCGGAUUCCCGUUGCAAGGAUCCAUGCAAAACCUGACCCUGCGCUUGGAGAAAAUUGCACAUGAAUUUUUGCGGAGUGGAUGUAACGAAACGAUGCCGCUAUAAAGCAGUUCAUUAUACGGAACUUGCAAGCGACGAGAUAGCAUUUAUUAUCUGUGGAUUUUCUUUCAGUGCUCUUUCGCAAGGACAUAGAUACUGUAUCUAGAUACUGUAAGUGCAUGAACCAGUCAGCGUGGAGGGAGGACUUCAAUGCCAUUCGGACCGUGUAGGCUGGCAAACCAAAGAGGCCAACUCUAAAGUUCAAGAUUCAUGCUGUGAAGAAGUUUCAAACCUAUAUGAGCCCCUUGGGAACUACACUCUUUUAAAUCUUUCGGAAGCUCUUUGACCUCACUGUUCAAGCUUUCAGAGGGAUAAAAGGGCUGUUCUGCAACACUUCUAUUGAAUGAGAAUCUCACCUCACCAUCUAUUUUGGCGCUAUAGGAAUUCCAGCUCAGAUCUGAGAGGAUAAACAUUUACAGUCAGAAUGGCAAGAGGGACUUUCUUUUUUGUUGUGCAGGGCCAGAUUUGUUUCUUCCUGCUUCUGGCUUUACUUGGCCUCUCUUCAGUUCAGAGUACAGAAUGUCCGCAGCUCUGUGUGUGCGAGAUCCGGCCUUGGUUCACACCCCAGUCCACCUACAGAGAAGCCACUACUGUUGAUUGCAAUGACCUUCACCUUACACGCAUCCCUGGGAACCUGUCCGCUGACACCCAGGUGUUGCUUCUGCAAAGUAACUACAUUGCCAGAACUAGUGAGGAGCUGGAACAGUUACUGAAUCUCACAGAACUCGACCUUUCCCAGAACAACUUCAGCAACAUUCGGGAUAUUGGUCUGACCAACAUGUCGCAACUCACAACGCUUCACUUGGAGGAAAACCAAAUAGUCGAGAUGCCUGACUUCAGCUUGCAAGACCUUACCAAUCUACAGGAGCUGUACAUUAAUCACAAUCAGAUCAGCUCCAUUGCACCCAAUGCCUUCGCCGGAUUGCGUAACCUUCUGAGACUCCAUCUGAACUCCAACAGACUCAAGGCCAUUGACAGCCGCUGGUUUGAAUCAAUCCCCAACCUGGAGAUCCUGAUGAUUGGGGAAAAUCCUGUGGUUGGCAUCCUGGAUUUGAACUUCAAACCUCUUACCAACUUAAGAAGCCUGGUCCUGGCAGGAAUGGAGCUCACUGAUAUCCCAGGCAAUGCAUUUGUUGGACUAGACAACCUGGAAAGUCUCUCCUUUUAUGAUAAUAAACUAGUCCGGGUGCCACAGACUGCUCUGCAGAAGCUUCCAAACCUGAAAUUUCUGGAUUUGAACAAGAAUCCAAUUCAUAAAAUUAAAGAUGGCGACUUUAAGAACAUGCUAAGACUAAAAGAACUUGGCAUUAACAACAUGGGAGAACUUGUGUCCAUUGAUCACCUUGCCCUAGAUAACCUUCCAGAGUUGACCAAACUUGAAGCCACCAACAACCCCAAGUUUUCCUAUGUGAGCCGUUUAGCAUUCCGUGACUUGCCAUCACUAGAGAGUCUAAUGCUCAAUAACAACGCUCUGAACUCUCUCUACCAAGCAACGGCUGAAUCCCUGCCCAACCUGAGGGAGAUCAGUAUCCACAGCAACCCGCUCCGCUGCGACUGUGUAAUUCAGUGGAUGAGUUCAAACAAGACAACCAUUCGAUUUAUGGAGCCUCUUUCCAUGUUCUGCGCCAUGCCACUUGAGGUUAGAGGUCAGCGUGUGAGAGACGUACUUUCUCGUGAAUCUUCAGGCCAGUGUCUGCCAAUGAUCUCUCACGACACGUUCCCCAAUCACCUCAACCUAGAUAUCGGGAUGACGGUAGACCUUGACUGUCGUGCUAUGGCUGAACCUGAACCAGAAAUAUACUGGGUGACCCCAUCUGGUAACAAAGUCAUGAUAGAUACUGUAUCCGAUAAAUACCAACUCAGCAGUGCAGGGACUCUGCGCAUAUCCCACAUUCAGGUGGACGACUCUGGCCACUACACCUGUGUGGCUCAGAAUACGGAAGGAGCGGACACUCGGGUGACCGCAAUUCGAGUCAACGGGACUCUCCUGGAUAGCACCCAGCUUAUGAAGAUCUACGUGAAACAAACAGAGUCCCACUCAAUUUUAGUAUCCUGGAAAGUGAACUCCAACGUCAUGACGUCCAAUCUGAAGUGGUCAUCAGCCACCAUGAAAAUCGACAACCCUCACAUCACCUAUACGGCUAAAGUUCCUGUGGAUGUUCAUGAGUAUAACCUCACGCACCUUCAGCCGGCCACUGAGUAUGAGGUCUGUCUCUCGGUCUCCAAUAUCCACCAGCAGACCCAGAAGUCAUGCGUCAACGUCACGACCAAGCACGCUACGUUUGCGGUAGAGAUCUCUGAGCAAGGCACCAAUACGGCUCUGGCGGCAGUCAUGGGCACAAUACUGGCCAUCAUCAGCCUGGGCUCAAUCACGCUAUACAUAGCAAAGAGAUGGAAGAGGAAGAACUACCACCACUCCUUAAAGAAGUACAUGCAGAAAACCUCCUCCAUCCCCUUAAACGAACUCUAUCCUCCCCUUAUUAACUUAUGGGAGGCAGACAGCGAAAAGGACAAGGAUGGUUCUUCAGACACUAAGCCGACGCAGGUGGACACAACAAGAAGUUAUUACAUGUGGUGAAGCUUACCAGACAUUUUUUCUUCUUUAGAGCACAAAGACACAUCUUUGCUUAUUUGUGCGUAAAAAAGACAUGGAUUUCCUUUUUCCUGCUUUGCUUUACUGCAAGCAACUAUUCAGACUGACUUUUUCGUAGAGUGUAUUGCCAUUUCCUCUUCUUUGACUUUCAAUAUGGCAGCUUUGUUUAGCUUCUGAGACAUGUUAGUAGCUGUGCUCUUUCUUUUUGUUCAUUAUAUUUUGAUAGCACAGCAUAGAUAUUGUCAAUGAUUGACUUUGGGUCGAUUGAUGCUGUAGCACUAUAUCUGAUCCGAUAUUGAUAUGUCUUUGGCAGUAUUCAUAGAGAAUGCAUUGUUUCUUUCUCUCUUUCGUAAGGCAGUUUAACUGUUGUGCACUGAAAUAUAUUAACAAAUUUGUCUUAGGACUUCAGUGUAAGCUGACAAGGUGAGUUUAGACUUGAUACACUGUCUAUUGAAAAACGUUAGCAAUUGUUCUGUAAUGUUGUAUCAACUAUAAUUUGAACAUUUUGGAAUUUCUCAAACGUAAUUUUUGAUUUAGAAGUUAACUUUGCAGAUUAAAGAAUUGUAAACCAGCAAUAGAAAUGUGAAUGUUAAAUAAUUAGUUAGUAGAAAAAUGCUUUUUUUUAAUUACUCAGAUUCUUCUUUUUUUAAUUGGGUAGAAUCUGUUAAUCACUUAAUUUUGUUGUAAUUUACACAUGCAAAAUAUGUUGCAUAUUACAGCGCAAACAAAAAUAAAAUACAGUUUUGUUCAGAUAUUUUUUAUACAAUGAUUUUCAAGUCGAGUGUCAUUAUUCUAUUCUAUCUUUAAUUCCUAUUCUGUUUCCCCUAUCCCCGCUUCUUUUUAAGUAAAUGAGUGACUCAUUUUGGUCUUGAUGUUAAAGAUCUCCAUUACAAAUCCUUAACAGCAAUAGAGCAAUGAGUUCAAGGAAUGCAAUUACAAAAAAUAUGAUUAACGUUAUUGCCACCAAGUUCUUGCAAGGACAAAUUAUGGGAUGUUUAUUUUAUUGCAGGGUUUUGUGUGUGUGUGUUUGUGAGAGAGAUCAUUUACAUUAAUAGAAAAUAAUUAAUUAAUUGUUAUUUUAUGUCAAAUGUUACUGGCCACAUGUUGCAUUAUAGAGCCAGAAAAUUACAGAAGUAAAGAGAAAAUGAACCAAAACCAAAGAAGAUUGUGAUUAGGGGUAAUGUGGAUAAUUAACCAGUCUCCAUUGGCACAUGCAGCCCAGAGUGUUCAGCUUGGUUUUAAUCAGCCAAAUGCUAGGUCUCUUGCUAAUAUCAAACAUUCACAGGCAUCACUAUCUGAAUUACCUAAGGAGAGUCAUAAAUCCAAAGAAUUCCCCAAAACAAUAUUAAAGGGGUAUAUUGAGCCUCUGAACCAUCGCUCAUGUAUGUAGUUUGAUUUCCUCUUUGACAUACAGUACCCCUCCAAUGGGAAAUUAUGACUUCACCCAUUUAAUCUGUCUUUGUCAGAGAAUCCUCCUACUGGUUUGUCUUAUGCUACUUGCAUCCCAUGUCAAGAUGGCUAGUAAAUUGUUCUUGAAUGUUUGCAUUUGCUCAGAUCAGGUCUUAGCUGAAAUGUCUUUCUUUCAUAUAAAGAAGUUUAAGAAGACAUGAUAUUGACAUUUCUGAUCUGAAAUGUGAAAAUGACUGGAAUUAAAAUGAAAAAUUGUCUAGAUAAGAUUUAAUAUGUCUUAGAAAGUGAAUGUUUGUAUGUAGAAAGUGAAAGUCGGCAAAAAAAAAAUACAAA